This is a messenger RNA of Pipistrellus kuhlii (Kuhl's pipistrelle), 6285 nucleotides long. It is a transcript of the gene SRGAP2, whose product is annotated as SLIT-ROBO Rho GTPase activating protein 2. The transcript is spliced from 23 exons. Lineage: Eukaryota; Metazoa; Chordata; Mammalia; Chiroptera; Vespertilionidae. Gene Ontology annotation, biological process: negative regulation of cell migration; signal transduction. Gene Ontology annotation, molecular function: protein binding. The record is from RefSeq and is a predicted model, not a curated record. Bases 62 to 3322 code for a protein of 1086 amino acids. Gene Ontology annotation, cellular component: cytoplasm.
UUGGAUUUUUUUCCGUGGAUCUAUCAAUUCACGAUUCGAAUUUGGAAGAAAGGAGGAAAACAUGACGUCUCCAGCCAAAUUCAAAAAGGAUAAGGAGAUCAUUGCAGAGUACGAUACUCAGGUCAAAGAGAUCCGCGCUCAGCUCACAGAGCAGAUGAAAUGCCUGGACCAGCAGUGUGAGCUCCGGGUGCAGCUGUUGCAGGACCUCCAGGACUUCUUCCGGAAGAAGGCUGAGAUUGAGAUGGACUACUCCCGCAACCUGGAAAAGCUGGCAGAGCGCUUCCUGGCCAAGACACGCAGCACCAAGGACCAGCAAUUCAAGAAGGAUCAGAAUGUUCUCUCUCCAGUCAACUGCUGGAAUCUCCUCUUAAACCAGGUGAAGCGGGAGAGCAGGGACCACACUACCCUGAGUGACAUCUACCUGAAUAACAUCAUUCCUCGAUUUGUUCAAGUCAGCGAGGACUCAGGAAGACUCUUUAAAAAGAGUAAAGAAGUCGGCCAGCAGCUCCAAGAUGAUUUGAUGAAGGUCCUGAAUGAGCUCUACUCGGUCAUGAAGACAUAUCACAUGUACAAUGCCGACAGCAUCAGUGCUCAGAGCAAGCUAAAGGAGGCAGAGAAGCAGGAGGAGAAGCAGAUUGGCAAAUCGGUAAAGCAGGAGGACCGGCAGACCCCACGCUCCCCUGACUCCUCGUCCAACAUCCGCAUUGAGGAGAAACACGUCCGGAGGAGCUCAGUGAAGAAGAUUGAGAAGAUGAAAGAGAAGCGCCAAGCCAAGUACACGGAGAAUAAGCUGAAGGCCAUUAAAGCCCGGAAUGAGUACUUACUGGCUUUGGAGGCAACCAAUGCGUCUGUUUUCAAGUACUACAUCCACGACCUGUCUGACCUUAUUGAUCAGUGUUGUGACUUAGGCUACCACGCUAGCCUGAACCGGGCACUGCGCACCUUCCUCUCGGCUGAGUUGAACCUGGAGCAGUCGAAGCACGAGGGUCUGGAUGCCAUCGAGAAUGCCGUCGAAAACCUGGAUGCCACCAGUGACAAGCAGCGCCUCAUGGAGAUGUACAACAAUGUCUUCUGCCCACCUAUGAAGUUUGAGUUCCAGCCCCACAUGGGGGACAUGGCUUCCCAGCUCUGUGCCCAGCAGCCUGUCCAGAGCGAGCUGGUACAGAGAUGCCAACAACUGCAGUCUCGCUUAUCCACCCUGAAGAUUGAGAACGAAGAGGUCAAAAAAACAAUGGAGGCCACUCUGCAGACCAUCCAGGACAUUGUGACUGUCGAGGAUUUUGACGUGUCUGACUGCUUCCAGUACAGCAACUCUAUGGAGUCGGUCAAGUCCACAGUCUCAGAAACCUUCAUGAGCAAGCCCAGCAUUGCCAAGAGGAGAGCCAACCAGCAAGAGACAGAGCAGUUCUACUUCACGAAAAUGAAGGAGUACCUGGAGGGCAGGAACCUCAUUACCAAGCUGCAAGCCAAGCACGACCUUCUCCAGAAAACCCUGGGAGAAAGUCAGAGGACAGAUUGCAGUCUGGCCAGGCGCAGCUCAACCGUGAGGAAACAGGAUUCCAGCCAGGCAAUUCCUCUGGUGGUGGAAAGCUGUAUCCGGUUUAUCAGCAGACACGGUCUGCAGCAUGAAGGAAUUUUCCGGGUGUCAGGGUCCCAGGUGGAAGUGAAUGACAUCAAAAACGCCUUUGAGAGAGGAGAGGACCCGCUGGCUGGGGACCAGAAUGACCAUGACAUGGACUCCAUAGCUGGCGUCCUGAAGCUUUACUUCCGGGGGCUGGAACACCCUCUCUUCCCCAAGGACAUCUUCCAUGACCUGAUGACCUGCGUGACAAUGGACAACUUGCAGGAGAGAGCUCUGCACAUCCGGAAAGUCCUCCUGGCUCUGCCCAAAACCACUCUGAUCGUCAUGAGAUACCUCUUCGCCUUCCUCAAUCAUUUGUCACAGUUCAGUGAGGAGAACAUGAUGGACCCCUACAACCUCGCCAUCUGCUUCGGACCCUCGCUGAUGUCAGUGCCUGAGGGCCACGACCAGGUGUCCUGCCAAGCCCACGUGAACGAGCUGAUCAAAACCAUCAUCAUCCAGCAUGAGAACAUCUUCCCAAACCCCAGGGAGCUGGAAGGCCCCGUCUACAGCCGAGGAGGAAGCAUGGAGGAUUACUGCAGUGACAGCCCUCACGGAGAGACAGCGUCGGUUGAAGACUCCACCCAGGAUGUGAGCACGGAGCACCACACGAGUGAUGACGAGUGUGAGCCCAUUGAGGCCAUUGCCAAGUUUGACUACGUGGGCCGGACAGCCCGGGAGCUGUCCUUCAAGAAGGGGGCAUCCCUGCUGCUGUACCAGCGGGCUUCCGACGACUGGUGGGAAGGCCGGCACAAUGGCCUCGACGGGCUCAUCCCCCAUCAGUACAUCGUGGUUCAAGACACCGAGGACAGUGUCGUGGAGAGGUCCAGCCCCAAGUCUGAGAUUGAGGUCAUGUCUGAGCCACCUGAAGAAAAGGUGACAGCCAGAGCGGGGGCCAGCUGUCCCAGUGGGGGUCAUGUAGCCGAUAUUUAUCUUGCAAACAUCAACAACAGUACCUUCCACCUUGCGAACUCAAAGCCCACGACUGCCAAGCAAAGGAAGCGGCCAGAAUCGGGGAGCAUCCGGAAAACAUUUCGGAGUGACAGCCACGGGCUGAGUGGUUCUCUGACAGACUCUGCCUCCCCGGGGGUGGGGGCUGGCUGCCGCCCAUCUUCCCAGCCCAUCAUGAGCCAGAGUCUCCCCAAGGAAGGGCCAGAUAAGUGUUCCAUCAGUGGGCACGGGAGCCUCAACUCCAUCAGCCGCCACUCAUCCCUGAAGAACCGGCUGGACAGUCCGCAGAUUCGGAAGACGGUGACCGCUGGGAGGUCAAAAAGCUUCAAUAACCAUCGGCCUAUGGAUCCUGAGGUCAUUGCACAGGAUAUUGAGGCAACUAUGAACUCUGCCCUGAACGAGCUGCGGGAACUGGAGCGGCAGAGCAGCGUCAAACACACCCCUGACGUGGUUCUGGACACCUUGGAGCCCCUCAAAACCUCCCCAGUGGUGGCCCCCACGUCCGAGCCCUCCAGCCCCCUGCACACCCAGCUCCUCAAGGACCCCGAGCCCGCCUUCCAGCGCAGUGCCAGCACCGCUGGGGACAUCGCCUGCGCCUUCCGGCCUGUCAAGUCCGUCAAGAUGGCUGCCCCGGUCAAGCCUCCUGCCACACGGCCCAAGCCCACUGUCUUCCCCAAAACAAAUGCCACUAGUCCUGGUGUCAACUCCUCGGCUUCCCCACAGUCCACUGACAAGUCUUGUACUGUCUGAGGAAUAUAAUUUAAUUGUUCUAGACAAGGGGACUGCAGGGACUGACUGUUAUUAAACUCUUCCUAUUUAACUAGCUUGGGGACUUCAGUUGAAAAUUAGAUUUAAGUUGUUCUUCCAGGAAUUAGCCUUCCCAACACCCAAAAUCUUGAGAAUGAAGCUCUCAUUAUCACCCUGCCCGGCCCUUCCCAUUGCCCUCUGCUUCCCCCAGUCGUCGUAAGUCAACCAGCCGCAGUACAUACUGUUCUUAGGUUAGCCAGAGGUAGAUUUUUCCAUUAUCAGGUCACUGUGAAAUCUGGCCAGGCAAGCCAUGAGGACAUGGGCUCCAGGCUCAGUCCCCUCACACGGGAUGCCUAACCAGAUGGUCAGCUACGGACAACCCGCUCUCAGUGACGUCUUGUUUUGGGUACUGGUUAUAGAGAAUCAUAUAGUCCAUGUAGUCCAUUCUUCGUUUUACACACACACACACACACACACACACACACACACAGGCUUUUCUAGUCUCUGGCAUGUGUAGCUUCUGGUCCUAGACCAGUCUCUUUGUAAGUUAUUGUGACAGUUCACACAGGAGCCACCAGGGGUCUCUGUUUCCAUUACAAAUCUGUCUGGGCCUGGAGAACCUAGACUGGUAUCUCCAUCAUAUGACAUAUAGCAGGAUGGGACGCGAUCCUGUAAUCUGCUUAGGGAUUAGAGACUCUGUCUUCUUUCUACUGGUGUGAGCUAGUCCUUGGUAUUUGCUUUUGCUCCUCCUCCAUCUAGAACUACAACUCAGUCUUACUACGGAACUUCUCCAGUUUUCCUGAAUGUAUAGACAUUUCUUGCUUUCCUAUCUUUGUCUCUGAUGGACCAUUUUCCAGAUAAGACAUUUUCCUAUAUAAAACGGUUUUAUAGCUGGUUCCUUUUAGGGUAAAGAGUCCUAUAAGAGAGUCUUAUUGCAUUUAUGACAGGUUUGGAAAAAGGUAAGAAAUGAGUCCUUUUUCCUCCCACUCAUCUGGGCACUUAAGACAUAGAAUUUAUUCCUCUAUUAAAAAAUUAAAUUCAGCUUUGCUAGCCCCAAAAUUUUUCCCAAAUGAAAACGUCUUCUAAGUUCAGCCCCUAGUUUGGUUAUUCUAUGAGGUCUCUUUAGGGGCCAGUGGGCUUGGAGCCCCAGGUACAUUAAAAGGAGACAUUUCUCCUUAAAAACAUGUUUUCUUUUAGCCAAACGACAACCAAGAGAACUGUGCCCUUCUCCCCCCCCCCCCGUCCCCACCACCUUGGGGUGGGGGCGGGCAUUAACAUCUUCAUAAGGCCUGAAUCUAAGAAAAAUUGGUUGCUGAAUAUUUUGGCCUUUCUUUGGACUUUUUUCUAGUUCUCCAAAAAGCAAAAAUGAUGCCCUUGUCUGCUUUAAGCCGGUCUCCAAACCUGGUGCCUGUGAUCCCAGCACCCUUGGCAUCCUGCUGUCCCAGAACCAGAGCUGGGAACAGACAGUCACACUCCAGGCUCUUGCAUCUCAGAUAUCUACUCGAGUUAAACUCGAAACUCAUUCCUCUUGUCUGUUUUCGGUUCUAGAGCUACAACUUUUAGCCUUACUAUUUCCUGUAGUUCAGGAGAGAUGGUGAGUUGUCAUUCCGGUAGGAAAAAGUCUGAAUUUUCUCAUCUGUAACCUAGAAGCUCUUUUGGGGCCAGCAUUUUGCAGUUGGUAGUCGACUCUGUGGAAGUGGUAGGCUGUUCCCCAUUCUGCCUGAAGGAGAAGAGGAGCUUUGUGGGAAAUCACUCAUUAGAAGGAGAACCUGCAGCACCAGGAAGACCAUCCCAAGAGACAAAAGGGAGACAUCAAGAGCUCCUUCAGGGAAGUGAGACAGCCUCUGAGAAGCAGCCACAGCCCCCUGGAGUCCUGGCUCUCGUUGCCCGUUUGGUGGCCAGUCCUUGUCUAUCACCUGGACUUCCACAGGUCUUGAGCCAACAGGGUCUCUCGUAUCCGAGGAUCUACUUCCUUGCUGAAAAUGGAUCCCCGCCCUCCACUGUACAUUCCUUUUAAUCCAACUGAUCCAAAUUGGUACCCAUACCUGCCCAUCCUCCUCCCUCCGGUGCAUCCUCUCUAGGAAAGGGAAAGCAAAGCUUUCUUAAUGACAAUGCUUCCGGCCUAUUCUGUUGUCCCUACCUUGUUUCUCUCCUCCGCCCUGUACAUGACUUGUCCGCGUCCCCUGGGUCAGUGUCGUCUGCUGAUUUGCAUCAUGAAUUGGACAGUGUGAAUGGUCACCUGCUCCCCCCGCUCUGGGAGCAGAUGUCUUCCCCUUUGGUGCUCCUGACACCUGUGAGAUGGUCCUGUCGAGAGGACUGGGAACCCAGAGGAGAGUCCUUCUUGGCAGAGCUCACUGCGGUCAACUGGAAUUGAGGUUGCACACUGUGAUUUUUAUACCGAAAAGCCAAGAGGAGCUGGCCACCCCGGGCCUAGGGAGACCAGCCUUCCUCGGACAGGCUUGCCUAAACCAGCGUAGUGUUUCCAACAGCCCCGCUCUGGCCCUUGAGGCACGGAUCCUCUUCCUGGUGUGGAUUCUGAUGGGUCAGUCUUUGGGGGACAGACGUGGGUGGGGUACCAGCAUCCCAGUUCCGAACAAGAGAGGAGUUUGCAGCCAACCGCCUGUAAACUGGAAACACUGGUCUCAGCCAACCUCCUCAGGGCACCCUGGUUUCUCCCCAAGGAGACGGGAGAGACGCCAGCAGCAGGACGAACGGACAGCUGGGAGGGCUGGUGUGGAUGCACCUCGAAGAGAAGCCCGAGCUUCCAGGGAAUUGCAAUGUUGUGGCGUCUGACGUGUAUGUCACGUUUGUGUACAAUGGUAUAUUCUUUAAAUAGUGUUGAUAACUGGAAUACUGUAUGUAUGCUUGGAGAUGCUUUGUGGGAACCUAAGACUGUCACUCAACAGAUGUUGGAUUGGGGAAAAUCCAAAGCACAACUUCGAAAUAAAAUACGUUUUUAGGUUUCA